GUAAUUAUGCAGUCAGGAAAUAAAAAUUUCAUGCAAACAAUAUUGAAAGUGUCUAUACAGCCGGCUAUUUAGUAAACUGUCACUUGACAAUCAAUCCCCAUACUCAUCGAAUUUUCAAAACUUUAUUGUAAUCAUAUGAAGCAAAAAUUCUGUCACUUCUUACUUACACUUAGCAAUGUUAACUAUUGAGUAACAUACACAAACUAUUUGAGAAACAUGCAUUGCUGUAGCAAUGAGUCAAUCAUAUAUCAAAGACCACUGUAUAAACAGUAGAGAAUGUUUUGAAGGGCAUCAUUAAGUUAAUGAUAUACCACACUGUUCGGUUUAACACAGCAUGUCCACACAAAUGUAUUUUCUAUAGGAAUGCAAAUAUAUUCCGAUGUGCUUCAUUGACCAUGACCAACAUACUGAUUGGUUCGUUUGUCUAUAUAUACUGAAGUCCGUUCAUGUUCGGUCUCUCACUCUUGUAAUCCAACACUGUAUUAUUGCCUCAAGUAUGGCUGAGAAUCAUGAGUCUACAUUUCUGAACGAAGAAGAGUCUACACCCAGGAGCGAAACGGGUCAGAAUACGCAGUUGGUUGAACAAGUAUUCUCAAUGUUCAAAGGAUAUCUUACGUCGCAAUUAGAAGCCAAAGAUAAACAUUUACACGAAGAAUCCAAGAUUGUUAAAGAGGCAAAUGAGCUGAAGUUUAAAGGCAAUCGAAAGCAGUUCGAAUUGAACGCUAAUCUAAGUCGUAUACUCAGUCAGAUCGGUGAAAGUAUCGACAGUCCUCCUGACGCACAGAAAUUGAUUGACGAAGGACAGCAUCUAAUCAAGAAACGGCAGAAAUUAAUUAAGUUGGCUGACCGAACAAAGGACGGCUGGCAAGUCGCUCAAGAAUACGAGUCCGACGACAUCGCUUCAGAUUCAGAGGACGAAAAGAGAAUUCGCAAAGCAAUGAGCGCCGUGGAGAGGAAGAGAAAGGAAGCAAAGCCACAGAUUAGCAAUGCGUCCAAACGAUUCAAGCCUGCUGCUGAUAAUCAGCUUUUUCGUGGUAGCUAUGAUCUUUCUUGUACUUUGUGAUUCUCAUUGCGGUUGGAUUGCAUCAGCAACCAACCAUAUAUUGUUGUACAGUUUGUUUUUCAUGAAUAUAAGAAUGGAGAUUGAAAAUAAUUUACGUUCGGUUGAACGUAGUGAAUUAGAACGUAAAUGUAUUUUCUAUAGGAAUGCAAAUAUAUUCCGAUGUGCUUCAUUGACCAUGACCAACAUACUGAUUGGCUCGUUUGUCUAUAUAUACUGAAGUCCGUUCAUGUUCGGUCUCUCACUCUUGUAAUCCAACACUGUAUUAUUGCCUCACUUUCCCGCCCACCCUCCCACACAGGUAGUCUGAUCUAACAUUAUUUUACUCGGUAUUUCUAGGCCGUUCAGAAUUUGUUGGAAGCAGAGUCAGGUGCUUCCGCUGUCAGCGUAUCGGACAUUGGGCAAAAGAUUGCAGAGUUCCAAUCACCUGGCCAACGUUGUCAACACCAAACAAAAGUGGAUUCUAUUAUGCAAGCGGCUCAACGCCUAGACCAGCCGGAGGGAACAAGGACGGAAUGUAACGUGGAUAAUGGUAACGAUAGCGUGAUAAACCAAUUGUGUGAGGUAACAAAUUAUGGUGAAUUUGAUAAUGAUUGCCCUCAGAAGGUAUUAGCCAAUGUUAAGGGUCGACUGAGGAAACAUAUUGAAUUUUGGAAGAAAAUUGGAACAUCCAAUUUUAUAUUAUCCGUGAUUAGUGACGGGUACCGUUUGCCAUUUAUACAGGCUCCUCCUUGCAGGGAUAUCUCAAAUAACAAAUCUGCUUUUGCACAUUCUAAUUUUGUCAAUGAGGCUAUAAAUGAGUUGCUUCUAUCAGGGCGAGUUUUGCAGGUUUCGCAGUUACCCCAUGUUAUCAAUCCUCUCAGUGUAUCCGUACAAAGAUCGGGGAAAAAGAGGCUAAUCUUAGAUUUGCGGCAUGUGAAUCAAUAUCUGGAAAAACAAGCGAUUAAAUAUGAAGAUUGGAAAGUAGGUUUAUCAUACUUUCAGAAAGGUGCUUUCAUGAUUUCAUUUGAUCUUAAAAGUGGGUAUCACCACAUAGAAAUUCAUCCGGAAUAUCAAACAUUUUUGGGGUUUGCUUGGAAAUUUCCAGACAGUAAAACACGCAGGUAUUUUAUUUUUACAGUUUUACCGUUUGGCCUCUCCACUGCACCACACAUUUUUACCAAAACACUGAAACCGCUUGUCAAAUAUUGGAGGUAUAGCGGAAUCAGUCUAGGACUUUUCCUGGACGACGGGUGGUUGACUGAAAGCGAAAGGGAAGCAUGCAAAGUUUUGUCUCAAAAUAUUAGAUCCGACUUGGCUGACUCUGGGUUAAUUACUAAUGAACAAAAAUGUCAAUGGGAGCCAUGCCAAGUCAUGGAAUGGUUAGGUUUGGUGUGGAACACUUUCAACGGAACUAUUUGUGUUACAGAUAAGAGAAUAACAAGCAUGCUUGAGGGACUAAACUUAGUUUUUCAAAGAAAAUUUUUGGUUUCGGCUCGAGAGUUAGCUUCGCUUGUUGGGAAAAUCAUUUCCGCAGGUUCUGUUUUUGGCAACAUAUCUCGAAUUAUGACUAGAUAUUGUUCUAUUUCAAUCGCGGCUGCUGAAGAUUGGGAUUCUGUUUUCCUGUUAGACGAAUAUUGUCAAAGAGAGUUAGUAUUUUGGAAAGAUAAUGCCAAGAAAUUGAAUAUAAAAUAUAUUGAUAAUAAUGUAACAAAGAAAUCGAAUUAUGUUAUAUAUUCGGAUGCUAGCAGCACAGGCUGUGGGGCUCAUUUUGAUUUUAAUGGCGAAAAGGUUUGUCACAGACAAUGGGACCACCAGGAAAGCCAGAAAAGUUCUACCUGGAGGGAACUUACGGCUAUUGAAUUUGCAUUAGACUCGUUUUUGCCAUUAUUAAAAGGCACAUAUGUUAAAUGGUUUUCAGAUAGCCAAACAGCUUGCAAAAUUGUUUCCGUUGGGAGUAUGCGAUCUGAUCUACAUAUUAUUGCAAUGAAGAUUUUUCAGAUAUGCGCUGACAAUGCGAUUCAUUUAGAAAUUCAAUGGAUUCCUCGAACGGAGAUUGCAAAGGCGGAUUUUAUAAGUCGUCUCAUUGACAUUGAUGAUUGGCAAAUUACUCGGGAUUGUUUUGAAGCUAUAGACAGGCUUUGGGGUAUACACACUGUGGAUUGUUUUGCUAACUAUUAUAAUAAGAAAGUUAGCAAAUAUUUUUCAAGAUUCUGGAAUCCUGGUUCCAGUGGAGUAGAUUUCUUUGUGCAAAAAAUAAAAGGUGAAAAUUGUUUGGUCGUUCCACCAGUAGACCUCAUUGUAAGGGCACUUCAUUAUUUGUAUGCUUGCAAAGCAACGGCAACCGUAAUUGUACCAUUUUGGCCUUCAUCACAAUUUUGGCCCAUACUUUCAAGAAAAUAUGUGAGUUUCGUAGUCGGCUAUCAGUUCUUCAGCGGAAGACAUUCUUUAGUCCAUGGCCGAAAUACCAAUUCAUUAUUGGGUUCCGAUAGGUUCUUUGGUGAUAUUUUGGCAGUACGUUUACAAUUUGAUUAUUGACAGUCGAACGUUUAGUAUCCGUACGUUUAAUUACAAAGGAAAACAAGGCACUGGCCUUAAAACAGUUACAUUAUAUAUUAAAAGUUGACAUUGUCAAGUGUGAUUUUAUUGGCAGGCACUGGCCUAAAUGUUGAAAAUGUGUUCAUGAAACGGAGGAGUUGACAUGUAGCCGGCACUGGCCGAAAAAUUGUAAUUAUGAGUGGCGCUUGCCAGGAAUAAAGUUAUAUCUAAUUGUCAAAUGAGGAAAAGAGAACAAUUAAAGUUUAGUUCAAAUAUUGUUUAUAACGCAAAUUUGUCCCUAUUAAUCUCCCUUAUAGGUAUUUACAAAUUCUACCGAAUGGAAGGAGUUACCAGUCGGUAUCAGACCAGUCACUUCAACGUUACUACAUCAGCUACUUCAAUCUAAAGCACAGUCGACAUCUCAACGAUAUCUCAAAGAGAUCGGCAAGUUUAUCUGUUGGUGUAAGUUAGUUAAGGUUCCAUCAGCGCCACCUUUUUCAGUUUCGUUGGCUGUGGCCUAUAUGUCCAAAGUGUACAAUCAGUCUCAAUCAUACUCCAGUUUGGUUUUAAUACAUUCUGCCCUCAAAUGGUAUCAUUCCUUCCUGCCGCUUGUUCAUCAAAAUCCCUUUGAUAGUAAGAUUUUAUCGAACUUUUUGGAGUCGGCGAAACGCUGUAAGCCAACUGUCAAUAGGAAAGUUCCUAUUUCUCCAGAUAUGAUAAAAGCCAUCGUCGAUAAAUAUGCUACAUCUGCCGCUAGUUUAAAUGAUUUAAGGCUUACUUGUUUAUGCACUCUUGGAUUUGCAGCUUUUCUACGUUUUGAUGAGUUGAGUAACAUAGUACCAUUACAUCUGACUAUCACAUCUGGGUAUUUGAAAAUAUUUAUUCCUCGCGCUAAAAAUGAUGUUUACAGAGAAGGAAACGUUGUGUACGUAAGUCGUCUCAAAGAUAAAUACUGCCCUGUAGCGAUAUUGGAACGAUACAUGAUGAAUGGGGGUAUGGAUUUUAGCAGUAAUCUUCCAUUAUUUAGAGUGCUACGGUUUUAUAAAUCUUCUAACACUUAUAAACUAUGUCGAAAUAAGUUGUCAUAUUCUAGAUGCCGAGAGAUAUUUAAGGAUUGUAUUAAAGAUCUUGGACAUGACAGCAGUCGAUUUGGACUACACAGUUUACGUUCAGGUGGAGCGACGGCAGCAGUUAGACAUAACAGAAAUUUGUCAGAAAGGUCACUCAAAAUUCAUGGUCGAUGGAGAACGAGUAAUGCGAAAGAUAUGUAUAUUUUGGACGAUGUAGCAGAACGCUUAAAAAUAUCGAAUAAUUUAGGAUUGUA
Paramuricea clavata is the source of this 4901-nucleotide messenger RNA. NCBI's taxonomy places the organism in Eukaryota, Metazoa, Cnidaria, Anthozoa, Malacalcyonacea, Plexauridae. The record is from the annotation of a GenBank genome assembly.